This is a messenger RNA of Porites lobata, 26320 nucleotides long. NCBI's taxonomy places the organism in Eukaryota, Metazoa, Cnidaria, Anthozoa, Scleractinia, Poritidae. The record is from the annotation of a GenBank genome assembly.
GCGACAUUCAUCCACUCACGGCAGCAUCACACCUGGGUCGGACGUCGUCUUCAUCUUUCUGGGUUUUUGCCUUAAAAAAUGUCGGGAGGAGAAGAUUUGAGGUACAGUAUAAGCUUUCUGUUAACGUGAUUACCGUUUUUCUUUCUCUUUCUUAUAUUUGGAUACAGGCUCAUGCUCAAACUGAAAGCAUAGCGCGCGAGUUGUGCGCUCCUCUUUGCAUAAAGCAAGGAAGAAGGUCUCUAAAUUCCCAGGAUGAUAAAAUUAAGGUCUACUGUAAUCAGUUGUUAUAAAUCAUAUUGACCAAAGAGUGCAUUUUAGGUAAAAAAACAACUGUUUUAGUCACGUCCUCGAUAUUUUUCUCCCUUAAAGAGAGCUUUAUGGCUAUUAAUAGGUGUAGCCGCAUACAUUCAAGUUUUACUGGUCCCAAAAAAAAAAAAAAAAAACUCGGUGUCUAUUUUCCCGGAAACCGGGAACUAUUUUCAGAAAACUAGACUCCGGGCAGUCAGAAAUUUUGACCAAUUUUCUCGAAAUAGCUCGUUUAAAUACUCUUAGAACACAAGAUAUUUGUUUGAAAAACCUAAAGUUUGCCUUGGGCAGACAGUGAAAUCUCAAUGUUUUCGACAGUUAUAAAAAUUAAUAUUCAUGUUCUUCCACACUGAGUCGAAUUGCUAAUUUCUAAAUUCUAAAUAAAGAAACUAACCUGAUUACCGGUUUGCUUUCUCUUUCUUAUAUUUAGAUACAGGCUCAUGCCCAAAGCAUAGCGCGCGAGUUGUACGCUACCCAUAAAAACGCAGCGCUAGAACUAGGAUACCUCCCCAGGAUGAUAAAAUUAAAGUCUGUUGUAAUCAAUUGUUAUAAAUCAUGAUAUUGAACAAAGAGUGCAUUUUAGGUAAAAAACAACUGUUUUCGUCACGUCCUCGAUAUUUUUCUCCCUUAAAGAGAGCAUUAUGGCUAAUAAUAGGUGUAGCCACAUACAUUCAAGUUUUAUUGGUGAAAAAGAAAAAACUUGGUGUCCAUUUUCCCGGAAACUGGGAACUGGUUUCAGAAAACUAGCUACCCGGCAGUCAGAAAUUUUGACCAAUUUUCUCGAAAUAGCUCGUUUAAAUACUCUUAGAAUACAAGAUAUAUGUUUGAAAAACCGAAAGCGAUUGUAAAUUUUGCCUUGGGUUAACAGUAGAAGCGACUGUUGAGCUUGGGCAUAGAGUAAAAUCUCAAUGUUUUUGACACUUAUAAAAUAUUCAUGUCCUCACACACUGAGUCGAACUUCUAAUUUCUAAAUUCUAAGUAAAGAAACUAACAGAAAUAUCAUUGUUUUGGAAAUACUUUUCUCAUCUUGGAGAACAAGAUUAUGUUGAAAAUCUUUUAGAUACUAAUUUACAAGAGAUUAUUAUUUUUUUUAAGUUCACAAGUUUUCUGGGAAUUCAUGUAUUAUCAACUGUGUGUUGUACGUGAUGUGCAUCUCAUUUGACUGUCCUUUGUCUGGCCCAUGUAUGGCAUCUAAGUAAACAAUUCCUGCCACUAAUAACAAGCAAGUUUUCUGGGAAAUAUGUAUUAUCAACUGUGUGCCGUACGUGAUGUGCAUCUCAUUUGACUGUCCUUUGUCUGGCCUAUGUAUGGCAUCUAAGUAAACAUUUUCUGCCACUAAUAACAAGCAAGUUUUCUGGGAAAAUGCAUUAUCAACUGUGUGUUGUACGUGAUGUGCAUCUCAUUUGACUGUCCUUUGUCUGGCCCAUGUAUGGCAUCUAAGUAAACAGUUUCUGCCACUAAUAACAAGCAAGGUUUCUGGGAAAUAUGUAUUGUCAACUGUGUGUGGUACGUGAUGUGCAUCUCAUUAGAAUGUCAUUUGUCUGGCCCAUGUAUGGCUGUAGGUUUUUUUAUGUCCAAAAUUUGACAGCCCACAACAGUAUUAAACAAGACGCUAAGGAGCGAGGGGGAAGGAGAAAAGAGCGCUCGGAAAGAAAAGGGAUGGGAGCACCUGCUAUAAGAGCCGGUGUUUUUGUAUUCGGCCCACCAUUUUCUUAACUAAUCCGAUAAUGUCAGCUGUCAAUAUGCGAGCAUUCAAAAGUAGGGGGCUUCUUAGCAUGGUCCGAACUUAAUUACUUUGUUUACCGGAAAUUGUCAAGACGAGGUGCUUUUUUCAAGUGAUAUCAUAAUUGAGCGAAAUAAAACAUUUUUAAUGUACUUGCUCCCACAGCAAAUACAACAAACAUAGACUAAGAGCAGUCUCUCUUUUUUUUACUGCUCGCAGUCUGCGACAAACAAUGAUCAGUUUCUUGUGAAUACAAAAGACAUUAUUUUGGUCUUACUUCGUCAAACACAAUGGUCACAAAAAACAGAACAGUCACCAGGUUGAGACACGAAUAAUGAAAGGUGAAUUAUAAACAAUUGUUAAAAAACUCAACGGAUAUUUUUUACCAAAGCUUCAGCUCUCUCUUUACAAACCAUUCAGACGGUACAUGUUUUUGCCAAAAAGGCGGUCUUUUGAAUAUCAGCAUUCCAGAUGUCUGGCAAGAAUGGCAAUUGGAUCGAUGUCGGAUUAACACAAGGAAGUUUAGUACCAAAGGAACAUAGUCUUUCCAGAACUUUAAAUCACAGCAUCAGCCAACACAAACUUGACUAGAACUUAAGUAAAACUAAACAGUCUGCCAAUAAUAACAACAUCUCUCUUGAACUUCAGAUAUCUUACGGCUUCCGCCAACUUGUAAAUACAGAAUUCGAAAAUCGACCUUCGUCACACUUGACUAAGCACGGCACUCCAGCUGGUGGGAAAAAACUUUAUUUUCAAAACAACUUGCUUAGAACUAGUAUAGUACUACACAUAAGGUUCUAGAAAAUACUAAACAGGCGAAUGGUAGUAGUAACUGAUGCAGAUCUGCUCAAUCAUGCUCAAAUGUAAACAUGCCCUAAUUAAUCAUUCAUGAAUGAUCCAAAAACGUACAGAACGUUCGAGAAAGUCACGCAGCGCAUGAGAGCAAUUUUACCACAUAACACUCAACAAAGACAAAACGUCUGUGCAGCAUUUUGUAGCUUUAAAUUCAUCGUAAGGGACUUGUCGGAUAUUCGCAGGGGGGAGGGGAAGUGGAAAUUUUAAAUUUGGGUUCGGAAAUGAGGUGACCCAUCCCUGCAAUGGGAGUGAAAUUUGCUAACCCUCCCCUUGACCUUGGCCUAAAAUAUCAUGACCCUCCCCUUCUUGUAUAAAUGAUAAAAUCUAGUUCUUGCAAUACACUAGGGUGAGUCAGUAUUAUGAAAGCUCAAAAUAUAUUUCUAAUCUGUUCUUUGUAAUGCCAUAUACAUACAUUUUAGAUGACAACAUGAAGAGUCUGAUUCUGACGGCUGAUCAUUUGACUCUCUUAUUUCUCCCAGGUUUUUUUUACAAAAUAAAGAACUUCUUUUUUCUUCUGUGGGUGAACCUCUACAUGAUCACGGACACACAUUUGCACGACCCUCCCCCUUUUAACAGCCCAUUUUUCAUGACCCCUCUCUUUUGUGCAGUCUCAAAAAGUUGUGACCCUCCCUCUGUUUUCACCCCCCCUCCCCCCUUGCUAAUUUCUGACAAGUCCCUAAAACAGUUUGAAUUUUACCUGUAUUUUCACAAUUCUUGUGAAAUUUGACAUUUAUUUUCUUGGGCUCCCAUAAGAAAUUUUCUUUCGUGUUAUUACAGAUAACUAGUCACAUCUAUAGCCCUUGAAAAAUGUAAAAAAGAAUGCAAUAUUCUUCAAAUUAUUCUGGUACAAGGUUUUUGUCCACUGAAAAUUAAAAAUACAUUAUGUUCCCCAGUAUCUGGAUGGUACCAGCAUCUGGACACUUGAAACAAAAACUCAAUUUUUGAGGCGCCCUUUUCAGUUCUCGGUAAAUGCAGCAUUUCGAAUGAAAGCUGAACAUUAUUUUUAGCUUUAAGAUGAAAGUUUUGACGAGUUUAAAGCUUGCGAAACAGUCACAGAAGACAACGUUCUGUUCAGUUGAGUAAACUUUUCAUGGCUAACAUUUACGCUGUUUACCGCACAGCAAAAUUAUUGCUGCUCAGAAAAGGGUGGGUAAUAUGUGAUACUUUCAAAGAAACUGUUUUAUAUUUAAAGUGAAGAUACUUAUAUAAAGAAGUUAGGUUCUCAGAAAGUUUAUUAAUUCUUCUAAAAAUUCGAUUUGUUUGGAAUAACAGAGGCCAGAAACAUUCACUGAAUAUUGAUGUCAGGUGCCUAGUAUCCGGCCAGUUUUUUCUUUGCUGUACAGAAUCAAUGAAUUAGCUGGGUGCAUUAUUCAGAUAAGAUUUAUUUCAUAUCUAUAACUAUAACUAAAGCUUAGGAUAUAUAAUAUAGUCAUAAAGUGAUUAUUCUACUCAACUCCAUAUGGAAAUUUUCUUCACUCAUUCAGAGGGGACUUGAUUUUGUGUGCAUGGUUUGUUUUGCAUGAAUGCAUUUUCUAUACACACCUAUUUCAAUUGAGGUUGCUUCGCUGAGGAAUGAUGUAUGACGCAUGGUCCAUGUUUCAUAGCCCGUGGUGCAUUAUAGGAGCAAGUCCAGUAAAUUACUAGAAACCCAGAAGGCAAACAUUACUGACGCUUCAAUGCUAUGUCAGCAGAACGUUAUGACAAUGUAUUUCAAAACACUGAAUCCUAGGUGUUUUAGGACAGUGAUUUGAGUUUAGGUUUUGCUCUGUGGUAAUAUGCAAAAUUAUGUUGCAAAUUUUAAACGAGUUUGCUUGGCUCGUGCACAUGGGAAUUUUGGAUGGUGUUUGAAAAAAACAAAUUCAAGGCGUUUGUUGAACUACAAUAAAUAACUUAACAUUACGCGUUUAUCUAUUUUUGAGGCAAUUAUUUUAAAACUGAGUAAAACAAUAACACAGGCCACCCAGACGUAGUAUGUGUCACUGAAUGAAUAUAUUAAUAUUCACAUGGGCAAAAUAGGACGAGUCGUCGAAACUCCAUUGAACUAAAAUAGUCCAAAAGUCAAAAUAUAACAAAACAAAGCUAAGAUACCUUUAACUGAACAUAUUCUUGUCUUUCCUGGCCAGUUAAAGUGGUAUUUUGUUGAGUUUUGCAAUUCUAGGUACUAUCCACCAAAGAAGAAUUAAAGGCUGGCUACAAAACAAACAGACCAUAUCCACGCGCCCUCACGCGAAGUGCUAUAAAUUCGAGAAUAAUCGACGCAUCCGCUCCCAAUUGACAUCGGGUAAUCUGCAGGUAACGUGUCCUCUGGUUUCUUGCUCACUUGCUCCACAAAACUCAUCACAACUGCACAAUGAUCGCUCGCUCAUCAACAAACACUGUUGACCUUUAUGCUUCGAUAUGACCGCAAACUACCAGGUUUAAUACGCGAUGUGAAUAUUCAAGCUUAGCGACCGCGUCCGCGCGACAAUGACGCACUUGCUAUGGGAGGGAUGGUACUGUUGCUUCUAGGUCAAUCAAUCAGGAAAAUAAUAUUGAAGCCCUUGUAAUUUUCAAAAAGGUCCAAUUUGCCCUAGGAUCACCGAACAGAUACGAAGUUUACAGCGGAUCUAAAAGACAUGAGCGCAGUGCAUUUCCUCCAUAGAACGUGAGAACCAGGAAGUUUCUGGACUUUCAGGUUGUAGUCGUGCAAAUCAAUGGCAAGGAAAUGUACAAAAAGUGUGCUGCAAUUUAUUAGUCCUAUUGUUGUUUUUCACAGUUCUGGUCGAGGGCAUCCAACGACUGUUUUCUGUAAAAUAUCUGUUCGGAGAAGCAAAUUUUGCCUAGAAUUUUCUUUCACUUGGCUAAAAUUUUCUGGAUGACCAUUCCAUUCAUGUACAAUUUUCAAAGCUCAUCUAAUCAUGCUAAUAAAUUCCCUACGAUUUUCUGAAGUUUAAUUGUUCAAAUUUCACUCCCCGCGUUAGGCUAUUUUUCGUAGAUAACAAGGAAUUCUACAAAUUUCUGGAUUCAAAAAUGUGAUGAAAGAAGGAAUCUGAAAAAUUAUCUCUUUCAGAAUACAUUAAAUCACAUCUAACAUUUUCGGGAAAAUAAUUCCGAAUUCCUCGUAAUUUCGAAUAUACUCAAGUUCCCCUAGAAUGGCCGAACACUGAGAUACCAAUUUAUAGCACCGCUUAGGAUACAUUUCUUUUGAGCUGAAAGUACUUUAUAAAUAGCUACAAAAGGUGUUUUCAAUGUAUUUGAGCAAGAGAGAAUGAUCAUUCUCUCUUGAUUUGAGGAGACCAUCAUUGGGUGCCCCUGUCUCGUAGCCUUCUCUGCUUAGCAUUACACGAUUUUAUAUUUAGUAUGAGCAAACUAUAAAUAUUAUUGAGAGCUUCGCUUUUCGCCCUCCUGACUAAAUCUAUGUAUUGGCGCAGCUUAUAAUGAAUUUUUAGAGAUGUAAAGUACUCUGGACAGCCUUAAAAGUGUUUUCAAUGCAUUGGAGGAAAUCGUCGUUGGGUGCCCCUGAGUUUUGAAAAUAAUAAUAAUAAUAAAAAAAGAAAUCGCGGACAUAAAUUUUUCUUUACCAUAUCUUCAGCUGUAUCUUUCAUUCAGCUGCAUAGCCAAGGCCAGAUAUUUCCUUUUUCCUAGGCAGAAAAUCCUCGUCCUCCCUCACCAGUUUGGACAACAUAUUGUGGAGUAAGGCGAAGUUCUGGAAAGAACUGUUUAUUUAAUUAAUCCGAGCAAAUAGGUCCAGUAGAGUCAAGAACCUAUGCAACCGGCUGGACGAACAAUGUGACAGUAGCUGUGACAGCGCAGCGUACCGUCCCUCAGUGUCGAUUGACCUAGAAGCAAUAGUACCAUCCCUCCCAUAGCAAGUGCUUCAUUGUCGCGCGGACACGGUUGCUAAGCUUGAAUAUUCACGUCACGUAUUAAACCUGGUAGUUUGCGGUCAUAUCGAAGCGUAAAGGUCAACAGUGUUUGUUGAUGAGCAAGCGAUCAUUGUGCAGUUGUGAUGGGUUUUGUGGAGCAAGUGAGCAAGAAACCGGAGCACGUGUUACCUGCAGAUUAGCCGAUGUCAGUUGGGAGCGGAUUCGUCGAUUAUUCUCGAAUUUAUAGCGCUUUGCGUGAAGACGCGUGGAGAUAGUCGGUUUGUUUUGUAGCCAGCCUUUUAAAUUCUUCUUUAGUGGAUAGUACCUACAAAUAUUGCAAAACUCAACAAAAUGCCACUUUAACCGCCAGGAAAGACAACGAUACGUUCAGUUAAGGUAUCUUAGCUUUGUUUUGUAAUCUUUUGAUUUUGACUAUUUUAGUUCAUGGGAGUUUCGACGACUCGUCCUACUUUGUCCCUGCAUGUGAAUAUUAAUAUAUUCAUUCAGUGACACAUACUACGUCUGGGUUGCCUGUGACAAGAAUAGCAUUGAUUUGCUUUAUUGAAAUAACCAGCAUUCUGGCCCAAGCAAAAAUGCAGUUUAAUCACGUGGUAAAACCCUAUUCAAUUACUGCUGUUAAAGGAAGAGGCUUCUAAUUUCUUACUGUGAGAUUUUAAAAAUGAAAUUGUUCAGCUUGCUCAUGCUUAAGAAUUUUCACAGCCAUUUGAGUUGAAAGCUCUCUUGAACACCUUCUCACAAAAUAAUGGUCUCCAUUAUUUCAAUGAACAUGAACAAGACUGAACUUCCAGCUACAAAAUGGUUUACCAUAGUGCACUGCAGGCCAUGAAACAUGGUUCACGGGAGCAACCUUAAUUGAAAUAGGUGUAUAACCAGAAGCAUCGGAGUUGAACCUGGAAUUCUCAUACUUUCCCCAGUUGUGACUGCUAGAAUGAGGUUGCAACGGUCUGAAAAAUGUCACAAAGGGAUUGAGAGAUGUGAAAGAAGGAGGAAUCAGUGCUAGAAAAGCAGGGUUAUUGUGGGGACUUUUGACCAUCAGAUUGAGGUCCCUUUACUAAGCUUGUUUUUUUUAAAUAAAAAAUGAAGAAAAAAAGUUAUUUGCAGAUUGGCUAAUUGAGCUUGCAAACUGUGGCUUCAGCAUGUCCACGGAUGCCCUCCUAAUUCAGUAAAAAAGUUCCUAGACAAGGAAGUAAGAAUUAUACCAUUUAACAGUUGCUCGCGUUCCCCACCAUACCCCAGUUAUUUGUUAUGUUUUAUUUCAGCUGUGACCUUCUAACCAAUCUACAGAAGGAAAGAUUUGAACUGAUUGUAAAGUUACACUGUACCUAUUAUGUUUUGGGUAAUUUUGACAGCUGUUCAGGGUAUUAACUAGUUUCCAAAGUUUAUCUUUGUUGUUUGUUCAUUUGAAUUAUGAUGCUCAGGAGAUACAGUAAAUUGUGUCUAAUGAAGAAGUCAUUUCUUCACUAGCAACUACAGUAAUUUACACAUCUGUAUUAUACAAUUAGUCAGCCAAAUUGUCACUGUAACAGAGUGAGAGUACCUUUUAUUCAAAAUUUUUUUUGUCAUAAUCUAUUAUUUUAUAUUUUCUGCCUUGCACCAGUCCUAGUAUUUUAUACCACUGCUCCCUUCACUGUUCUAAACAGUUUGUUCGAAUGUUAAACAGUUUACAAAAAAGACCAUUUUCGAUAAAUGUUAUGCACAAUGUUGUUUAGUUUCUCAAUAGAUUUUGUAGGAGGUGAUCCCUGAUAAAUAGGAGGCUCUUCAGACCAUUCAAAACAAAGCAAAGAAAAGCGACCUAAAACAAAGGUUAAAUCCCAAAGUGCAUCAAUGUUGUUGUUGUUGUUAUUAUUUUUUUUUUGGCCUGAACUUGUCUUUUUCUACAUGUACUAUAAUUUUAUUCCUUUAGGCUCCCUUGUCCUGUGGUUCCAGUAUCUGAUCCAGAGGAAGAGGGAUUUGAUUGCUACAUUCUUGUGUGUGAAAAUCUGGAAUGGGACAAUUCCACAUGGAAUUUUCUGAAGAAGACGUUAAAGAAAACUGCAGAGGUAUAUAUUGUGGUUAUAAUCUAAAAAUUUUAAAAAUUAAACCUGGUUGCUACUGUGUAGUAGUAGUACCGUAGUUUUCCCAAUCAGUAUUUAAGUUCCUGAUGAAUAAAAGUGUAGGGACUUAAUAAGAGGAAGGUGUCAGGUCAACACUGUGAGUGGUAUAGUUUUGCAGAAAGUUAUAAUUAUAUUUUUAUCAUGUUUUAUUGGGGUUUCUGGAAGACUAAGUACAGUAGUUUGCAGUUUUCUUAUACAAAAAGCCCCACUAGCUAGUACAUCAAAAUUAAUUUUACUGGAAGUGUGUGGCUUUUUUUAGUACUUUUCUAAAGUCAGUGCUGUAAGCUAUAUAUAUAUACAUUGAAGUGCAGGCAGCCUCUUCGCUUGCUUACAACUUGGUACCACUUAUCUACAUGUCUUUGCAGGUUGACAAAGCUGUUUAUAAUGAAACUUUGCUGUUUCCACUGUGCGAGAAGAAUAAAAGCUUGGUGAGUCUAGUUACUUUGUAUUACACAGUACUCAGGAUAGACCUUUGAAGGAUUAUUGUUUUUAAUUACAUGUAACUUUUUAAAAACAAUAAAAAUGAAUACAGACAUUGCUGAAACAACUGUUACAUACUUUCAAUUUAUGUAUAGUGUAUUUUGUUACAGGUCACAAUAAUAUUGUUUAAGGUUUAAAAUUAGUAUUUUUUUAAAAACUAGGUUGAUUCUUAAUAGCCAUUGUCUCCUAAGCCUAAUUAUUCAUGAUUUAUCACUUGGGACAAAAGAAAAUUCACAAUCAACCUAGGUUAAAACAUUUUAUCCUAAAUUUAAUGUUGACCUGUCACAUACACUGGUAAUAGACCCCUUUGGUUUGUGUUUUUUUUUUUGUUUUCCUGAUCUUGAAUAUUUGCCCUUUGGUUAAGUUUUUCAUAAAAUUUGUGAUAUUUAUGCAUGCAUCAGAUACAUGUGAAUACAAUGUAAGUAAGAAUUUGAAAGAAUAAGUAAUCAUCAUGGUAUACUCUACCUUAGGUCCAUGCACCUACAGGACCUGUGAACAGAGAUUAUGAUGAUGUUAGACGUUACUAUGAUGCGGCUGUGAAUGGAAUCAAACGGUGAGUAUUUUUUUUGUACUUUUCCUCUCGUGUUAUUUCUCAUGUAAUCAAUUGCUAGAAUGUAACAGUUUUAGAUUAUUCUAAGAUUGCAUUGCCAACUGUAAUGUAAGUUUUAACAUGCCUUUCUCUCCUAAGUUGCAAAAAUUUUGUGAGAAAGAUACAGGGGGAUCAGAGAAAAUUUGAUACACUUGGACUCUAACUUGGCUCAUCAUGCAAUUAUUUACGGGGGCCAGCGGGUGCUGCUAGUCAGAGAGCAUAUUUAUAGCCCUGAUAGUAAAAGCCACCUUUUUUAUUCAAGUGUCAUUGGAGUGCGAGAGUGCUAGAGAUGGUGUUAGUGAAAUUUAGGUAUAAUUUUGUUUUUUUUCUUUGUGGUUAGUGUUCAAUAAAUAUGUCUUAAUAAAUACCUCAGCCUAGAAUUUUUUCAGGCAAUUUUGUUUUCAGUGGGUUAAUUAAGACAUAAAGUGUACAUUUAAGUGUAUCAGAGUAAAUUUAAAUGUUAUCCACCACAUUGCUAUAAAUAUAUUGUAGUAAUUACAAUUAUUUAUGAUCAAAGCCUCAUAUCUUUCAGGUUUCUCUUUUAACUGUUGACUUUAUCAUCCAGCAGAAUGCUUAUGACUAAGUAUUCUUUUUGUAAAAUAAAUUAAUGAUUGGAGCAUUACUUACAGGGCUUUGAAGGCUGGUAGUGAGUCUCCCAUUCUGGUGACUAUACCUGGUGAAACAUUCACCAAUGCAUGGUCUGUGUCAUUGCUUGGAGCUCUUCAUCAACUCUAUGUGGUGAGUUUACAGGGUGCAUUCAUUCCACAAGGAUAUUCUCCUUAUUGCCACAUCUAACUGCCGCUUGGUUAGCUCAGUUGGAUGUGUGCCAUAUUCUGCCAAGCAAAGGUUCAUGGAUUCAGCCUCCACUGAAGCACUGCUGCCUUGUCCUGUUUAUCCCUCCUUAAGAAAAUAUUAUUGUUUGAAGGGAGGGCUGUGCUCUAGCAAAGCCCAGUUGCCCCUGGUGCCUUACGUUUGUUCUUGGGCAACUGGGAAAUCAUUUCACAGGUUCAGAGCUCUGGGCUCUCUACAAUUUUUCCAAGAGUACAGCCUUUUAGCUGUUUGAAAAGAGCAGUGGAACAAGGGUGUGGUUUAUCUUCUAUCUGUACUAAGGUGUUCAGUGCAGGCAACACCUAAAUUAUAAUCGAGCCUGGCAGCUCUGUUGUGUCGGCUUUACUUAGCUAUUGAAUUUAAGACGUGUUCUAAAUUUAACAGUGUACAAUGUAAAUAUUUCUUAUUAGCCCUUAGAGUUGAGAGAAGCUCGUCCUGAUAAGAAGCAGAAAGUGAAACAGCUUGGAGUGGUUGUUCUUAAUGAUGUGAGUUGCUAGACAUAUACCUCUUGUCAAGAUUGAGAUGUUUUAAGUUAAAAACUGAUUUUGAUUUGUGGGUAUAACCACAUGCACUUUUUCUUAGAGUUGCAACUUGGAGUAUGUCAAAGCCAUUGAUUCUGGAAGGUAAGAGACAUGAUUAAUGUUUUGUUGUUGUUCUUGUAAUUGACUGGUAUGAAAUUUUUAUGAGCUAUAAUUAUAUUUGGGGGGUGGGGGUGUAGCAGAAUUUAGUUAUUUGAGUUGCUUGAGAAUACAUGGAAAUAGAUUUGCACAAACAAGCAUUUUAACCUUGGUUUAAUCAUAGAAUGAAUGCACAUACUAACAUGACUGUGUUUUCUUUAAAAUUUAGGUAUGUCUGUCGAGACAUAGGAGGAUCAGACCCUGAAAGAAUGGCAGCUCCUCGUGUUGAAGAAUAUCUAAGAGAAUUAUUUAAAGAUCCUAAAAGUCCUGUGAAGGUUUGCAUUUUUUAUAUUAUAGUAACUUAUUUGUAAAAUUGAACAAUUAAUUCUUUUUUGUCAGUAAUGUUGAAAUUUUUGGUUAUUAUUAUAAAUCUAACAAUUCUCCUGUCCCCAGUGGUGAUGCUAUUGAUAAUGUUGAUAUCAAACUAGUGAGUCUUCCCAUUGUUAUGUAUCAACCCUUUAAGCUCCAGUAUAUCCACAUAUGAAUUCCCCAGACUGGUCUCCUUACAUUUCCUUCAAUAUUUGGUUAUUAAUUUAAUAAGGGAUUUGAUCUUAAGCAUCUCCCUUUGGUGACCAUUUUGUGAAUUCUCAUAUUAACCAGUUUACUUGAUGAUGUAUUGAUAAUUAUUGUUAGCAGAAAAGUGAUGUUGGUCACUCUUGAAACUUUUAGUGUAAAGUGCAAAUUUCCAUGUCUAUCGAGAAUUGAAAUGAUUUUAAAGGUUCGUUUUAUAAAGGCCUGAUUAUUUAGACAAAUUUUCAGUCAUCACCUGCAACGCUUAUAAUAAACUAGAUGGUUGUCGCAAUUUCACAAUUUUGGUCCCGGACAGGACAAUCUUAAAUUAGGUGCAGCUGACAAAAGUUGCCUACACUUAUGUCCAGGAUUGAACUUUGCUAUGAAAUGUACAAAAUUAACGAUUUUUUGGGAUGUCCUUGCAAAAACUGCAAAAUUUGCAACCGGACAAAAUCAACUAAAUAAACAAAAAUGUGUUUUUCUUGUCAAUCAUUUUUUGUAAAGCCAUUAUUCCUUCCAUAAAAAAUGCAAGUGUUGUCAGAUGUACAUCUAAACGGCCUGAUAACAGAUUGUAGCUUACAUUCGAGUAGGGAUAAAUUUGUUCAAAACAAAAAUUGUCACCAUACAAUUUUUGGUUAGAAGUUUCAAAGAUAAUUCCAAUUUUGUCUGCUCGUGUGGAAUUGCCCUUACUUCAGCUCUACCUGCUAGUGGAAUUACCAGUAAGCCCAUGAAAAAAAACAACAUUUUAAGAACAUUGUUUUGUGAACAAUGUACAUGAACAAUGUACAUGAAAAUAUUACUGUUAAACAGGACGAUGUAAUGUCACUGAGUGUGUAUAUACUAAAUGUUAUUAGUGCACAUAUUAUUAAUAUUGUUAGCAGUAUUUUAUUUAAAGUUUAAUACUUUUUAAGACUUUACCUUUUUUGUAUAAUUUCCUUCAGUUACAUAAGUGAUUUGUUUAUUCUUAUACAUGGUUGUAAAAACCAGAGCAUCCUUCAUAAAAAUAAACAAAUGUCACAAGUUAAAAUGCUGUUUACUUUGCAAUGGGUUCACAGGUUACAGUAAUCAAAGACGUUAAAGAGUUUGAAACAAAGUAUCCACUUUAUGCAGCAGUCAACAGGUGUUCAAGAGGUAAAACUUAAAAUGUCAUUCCAGCCUGCAGUUGUCAUACCUUUUUCUGACCCAGGGAGUGAUUUAUUUGGUUUAUUUAAUUACAAUUAGUUAUUUCUCCCUAUAUAUUCUCCAUCAUUUUUUUUAGGAAGAGUGAGUGUAAUAAACUACUGGUAAGGUUUCAGGUUUUGUCCGAGAUGUUCCAUAAAUUAAAAGCAAUAUCCCAAAUAAAUGUUUGUAUUAUUAUAUAUUAUUAUUAUUACAUUUUUUUCUUUAUCUAUGGCCUCUCUUUUGUGAUUUCCAUGUGCCAUUAGUAUGUGUAAUCAAAUGGUGACAAGUGAAAUUAGGGAAUAAUUUCACGCACGUUUUGUCCAAAUCCUUAUAAUUUCCCGAGCCUUAAGGCAAGGGAAAUUAUUAGGAUUUGGACAAAAUGCAAGUGAAAUUAUCACCUAAUUUCACGAGUAUACCAUUUGAUUAACUAUUAAUAUCAUGGGUGACGAAUUACCUUAGCAAUCAAGGAUUUUGACUUGUUUAUCCUGGAUGCUCUUUCGUGUGUUCAGGUUUUCUAAAGCGUCUUUUUAUUCCCUGACAUCUUCAUUCAUGACAUUUUAAAACUUCGUCGCCAUCUUGAAACGGAGACGUACGGCAGGUUGCCAUGGCAAUUUAGUAAUUUCACAUGUGAAAUUACAAAUUAACGCUGAAAUUUCACACCAAAAUUAAGGAGUAAUUCGUCACCUAUGAUAUUAUGGUUGAUAAACUGUUGGGACUGAAAUAAUGUUUGCCAUCUGAAACACAAAUAACUUGUUAAUUAGCUUCCAUGUUUAUGUUUUAUUAAGCUAUUGAUAGACAUGCUGGCAGAAUAAUUGAUCUGGAAUAUGUACCAGAGGGACCCAUUGAAGAAACUGUCCUUCUAGUAGGGAAGGUAUGUGGAUUUAGCCAGGGCUGUAAUAAAAGAAACAAAUGGUACUGUGAAAUACUUUGUUUUUGGACUUAAAUUCAAUGCUAUUUUUAAUUAACAACACCUUACAAUUUCAUAGUAAGGUUAGUAAUGGCAAAUCAAAUAGUAUAUACGUCUUUCCUUGGGGCAACCCCAUCAAGGGUUCUUUCAUCUGUCUUACCAGGGACCUAUACAGUAGCUUACAAGAAGUAAGAUGAAGCUCUUACCUCAUCAAGAUUUUAACCCAAAAUCAGAAGAGAAAUUUUUUUAAAAAGGGGGAAAAUAAUCUCCUGGGCCGAGUUGUUCAAAGCUGGGUUAAGAUAACCCAGGGUUAGUGCGAGAUUUGAAUUCAGAUUUGAAAGCUUAAAAAGCAUUUCAGUUUUAAUUCUUUUUGUCUACAAGUUGAUGAUUGGAAGCUCUAAAAAUAGCAGAGAAAAUUAUCCGAGAAAAUGCUUUUGAACACAAGAAAAACAAACACGGGUUAAAUUUAACCCGGGGUUAAGCGCUAACCGGCCUUCGAACAACUGGGCCCAGUUGAUCAAGACUUACUUUUUAAAGAAAUUCCGUAUGAAAUUUUCCGAAGUCUUCCUCUUGACUUUGUGGCACACGGAAUAUUCAAUAUUAGUUAAAUCCAACUAGUGGUCUAUUAUCAAUGCUGCGUUCUAGUUGGCUGAGCUUCUUAUAGGCUAUUUGUUAUAGCCCACUAGUAGCGAUAAGCGCCAGCUUUGAAAACCAAACAAUGGUGGCUGAAUCGCGUUUUGCUAGCUACAGUUGAACAUUUUGUCUCGAAAUUUUUGAUCAACUAGUUGGAUUUCACUAAAACUUUAUAAUUGUUGUUCCUCUCGCAAUGGCCUCUGAGUCAAUAGUCCAUUCGGCCAAGGUUCGACCUCAUGGGCUAGCGCUAUUGACUCAGAGCCCAUUCGGGCUCGAGGAAUAAUUGUUAAGUACACUGUAUUAGGUUCACCCUUAUAGCACAUUAAAUAAUUAUUACAGUGGAAGCUCUCGUAAGCGGACACCAUCAGGGCACGAAAAAGGUGUCGGUAACUGGAGCUGGCAACUUACGGGAAUGUAAAAAUACAGAGUUUGUAUGGGAGUUGAGAAAAACAGGGUUUUGUGAAGGUGGCCAUAAGUAGAGCUGCCCCACUUACAAGAGUGUCUGUUAGGAGAGUUUCCACUGACUGUUAUUGUCCAAUUUAUCAUCCCAGGGUGUUACUUAUGAUACUGGAGGAGCUGAUGUCAAGGCAGGUGGACAUAUGGCUGGAAUGAGCAGGUACAGAUAAUAUUGUUAAAUUAUACAUCUAUAAUUAUCAUUCUUUGUCAUUCAUCUCUCCCAAUGAUGCAGCUUCCUACAAAUGCAAUAUACGGGCUAUUAUAUGUUGCAAGAUAUUCAACUCAGAUCAAAAUGUUUCGCACUUCUUUUCACACAUACAUGUAUGGAACUGUGAAGCCAAAAUAUUUCUAACCUUUUAUUAUUAUUUUAUACACUGGAUUCAUAUGGAUCAUGGAAAACCUGGAAAGUUAUGUAAUUUACGAAUUUCAUUUUCCAGGCCUGGAAGGUCAUGGAAAGUCAUGGAAAAUUUAACUUCUGUUUGGUAUAGAUAUAUAAAGUCACUACAGAUGUCACAGCAUGGAGAAAGUAUUAGUGACAAGUAAUUGAAUAGCAUGAAUGGCGUGCGUUUUGGUGGACACCACAAUUUGUGUCCGUUGAACUGAGUUAGGUGAAAAAGAAUCACCAAAAACAAGAAUAAGUUUGAAAAUUUGGAAAGUGGCAGCUAAACCCAAGUUCAUAGAAAACUGGAAAAAUUCGUAGAAAAAGUCCCGGAAAUUCAUGGAAUUUAAAGAUCUGGAAAGAGUACGAACCCUUUUUAACAGCUUAACUCACCUUUCAAGGGCUAACGUGCAGAUCUUGGGUAAAGAAAUUUAAAGGCGGUGACUUCAAAAAUUAUUAAUUUUUGAUGUGGGGGAGCAAGGGAAGUUUUAUUUUAGGGGAGCAAGGGAUGGCACAGUGGUGAGAGUGCUUGCUUCCCACCAAAGUGGCCCAGGUUCAAAUCCUGGCGUUGAUGCCAUAAAUUAUGUGGGUUUGUUGUUGGUUCUCUCCUUUGCUCCGAGAGGUUUUUCUCCAGGUACUCUGGUUUCCCCUCUCCUAAACACCAACAUUUCCAAAUUCCUAUUCGACCAGGAAUCAGGUAGACCAAGAACCACUUUGUGGAUGUGCUACCUCCAAAUCAUUAUUAAUUUAUUAUUUAUUAUUUAUUUAUGUGGACAUUUGGGAAGAUUAUUGUGGUUCACCUGUGUUUCUAUGUAUCAUUGUAGCCUUAUUAAAUUAUACAAAAUUAAAUUAUACAAAGACACAUCAUUAUCGUUAUACAUGUAUGCUGCCAUUUGAAAGAAAACACACGUUCAACACUGCCAGGGACUUUCAAAGAAAUUAUGUCAACUUGGGAUUGACUGAAUAACACAGUUGUAGUUGGAUUAAGACAAUCCUCUAUCUAGAAGGGUCGGUGUUUAAAGCCUGGUCAAAAAACCUGAUUUAUUUUUGUUUUCAAGGGAUAAAUGUGGUGCUGCUGCUGUGGCUGGGUUCUUUCAGGUAUACAUUUAUGUUUGCACGCCAGUGUUUAAAAUUAUAUUACAGUUAAUUUGAACCUCUGUAAGCUGCCACAUUCUAUGAAGCAGCCAGUAGUCCUGAAAUAGAAAAGAAUGGAAACUUAAACCUCUACUAAGUGGCCACAGCCACCUUUUGGCCGUCCCCAUGAUAGUUCUCCCGUUGUUGUCACCUCUAUUAAGCAGCUGUCUAGCACUUGAUAAUUAGUUUGGCUUUAUUUCAAGAAUAUGAUGGUGAAAGAAAAUUGAUGCAGUCUGAGUUAGAAGGUGACGACCAAUUGUACAUGUGAAACAAUUAUGUUGCUCCUGUCUUGUGUUUGUUUCAAAAUAAAGAGAUGUUUCUGCUGAAGAUUAUCUUUAUCUUUAUCUUUAUGUCGAGCUAGUUUAUGACGAAGCCCCAUUGAGUAGCCAACCUCUGUUAAGCGGCCACUUGCCAGUACACCAAGCGUGGCCACUUUAUUGAGGUUCAGCUGUAUUAAUAGCAUUGAUACAAAUAGAUUAGUGCUUCUUUUAGUUAUUAAGAGCUGGAAAAUUGAACAAUCUUUCUUCAAGCCUCUAAUGGACAAUUAUAAUUAUUACAAUAGCUGAGAGUAACUUAGUUCACUGAAUUAUUAAAUCUAUUAAUAAUGAAGCCUACAUAAUUUAUGAUAAAAAAAUUAAACCAACUGUAUCAAACAAUUUGGGCCAGCUGUGAAAAUAUAAAUUAUAAUCACUUGUAAUGUCCUACACUGACAAACUGUCGACUGGGAUGAAGUUAUUCAUGAUCAAAGAGCAACAUAAUAAUUACAGAGAGAAUAAAAAUGUUUAUUAAGAAAAAUUACAUGUAACAACGUUUUGUUCAAGAAAGUUCAUUAUUAAUUUAGUUAGUGUAAGAAAAAUGUAUGCUUGCUAACAGUCUAGGUUGUGCCAUCGAUAUAGUAUUCAUAUUCUUCUGUUGUAUUGUUACUAUCCAGACUCUAGCCAAACUUAAGCCAAAAGGAAUUAAAGUCUUAGGGACAAUGGCCAUGGUGCGCAACAGUGUAGGAGCAGGUAAAAUGUACUAAACUAUAUGAGCUGGCAGAGGGGUAGGCAAUCGUUCUUCUAGAAUCAUACAUGCUAAUCUGUCGUAGCUAACUAAGAGGCUUGAGUUAGUCUGAAAACAGCUACUAAACAUUAAGUUUUAUGAUUGACAAUUAUUGUAAAUAACUUGACUUGAAGAAAAGAUUCGAAUUAACAUAACAAUGUAGGAUGUUUGUUCUCUUGCCUGAUUGAAGUUAUUGAGAUCAUGAUACCCAAUCCUGAUUGUCUUGUAGAGGGUUAUGUUGCUGAUGAGAUCAUCACAUCUGCUGCUGGAACCAGAGUGAGGGUUGGGAACACUGAUGCUGAAGGGCGUAUGGCCAUGGCUGAUGCAAUUCACCGUAUGAAACAGAGGGUAACCUCCUUUUCUUGCAGAUAUUUUCAUGUUUAUUCUCAGCUUAACCCAUUCGCCCCUGAACCGCGCGUAACCGCCCGUGCGGAUCCACGUCCUUUCUACCCUCUGUGACGUCAUCAGUUUUAAAGGUCAAGGACAACUUUGUUCAAGUGCUAACUUGUGCAGAGUGAAGAGAUCUUUCAAACCAUACCAGAAUGAGCUCAAUUCAGUCAAAGACACCUGAGAAAGAAGCAAAAAACCAUGUGACAUUGACCUGAAAAUCUUCAUGAAAAUCUUGUUUCGUUGCUCACCUACCUUUCCUUUCACCUAAUCCUAAGAUCCUAAAAGCUUUCCUAAAAACUCUUCCCACCAAAAUGAAGCCUACUAAAUGCCCAGCAAGAGAGAAAAAAAAUGAGGCAAGAAAAGCGAAAAAAGAGGGGAGGAGAGAAAGUGAAAAGUAAAAGUCAAGACUGCUGUGUCACUCGAAAUUUUGCUUUCUGCGCAUGCCCGAACUUCGCAAGCUGAUAUUUUGCAUCUGGAUCAGAAGGCCGCGAAGUGUACGACCUGUAAACCGGUUUGUGGUAAGUUUUAGCUCUUUAUGGCACAACAGUGACCAGAAAACCACUCGACUUGCUUCAAAACACGUUUUUCGGCAAAAUCUCCAGGAGCGAAUAGGUUAAGGUUUUUAUGGUAUAAGUUGAAGAACUGUAAUGCUUGGUGGAGGUUGAAUGUCUGGGAUGUCAAGGGGCUUGCACUUUUGGCACAGCGCCCAUGGCUGGUUAAUCCAAUUGCCUCCUAGCCGUGAAUCCCCAGUCUUGAGUCCCGUGACACUGACUGGUCGAUCAAUGGAGAAAAGUAAUAAGGGACAAAUAAUAAAAGGAAGGGACAAACCAAAAGGAUGAACCAUGUCUAAUGGCUACCACUGUACAACACAUGGAGGGCUUUGCAAACAAUUAAAAUAGACUGCACCUGUCUGGGCCUAUGUCACCAAACUGACCACUUAUUGAUAACAGAGAUGAUGCUCUUUGUGGUUACCGUAUUAAUUUUAUUCGAUUAACCGUCCUGGGCGCUUAUUAAAUUUUUGGACCUUGAGAGUGGGCGCUUAUUUGAGGUGGGCACUUAUUUGAGGCUGGGCGCUUAUUAAAUUUUCACCAUUCUCAGCAGUUGUUGUAGUAUAUUUUGCAACAAAACAGUAAAUGGUACUGACAAAAAGCGAAGAUGUAGCAAGGCAAGGUUUCUGUAAAAUACUCUGAGGAAAACUCCGUCUUCGGGAGGUUCUAUUAUUAUCUCUUAUUGGAGUUUUUAUGGGAGGGAGUGUGGUGGGGUGGGCGCUUAUUCGAGGCUGGGCGCUUAUUAACUUUUUCUGCCUUUAGCAUGGGCGCUUAUUUCGAGGUGGGCGCUAAUUCGAGGUUGGGUGCUUAUUUGAAUAAAUACGGUAACUGGAUUUGUCUCACAACAUUUUGGGUUCUUUUAAUUCUUCCACAGGCUCUCAAUGAUGACAAGGUUCCACUUAAUAAGGCUCAUAUAGUAACCAUAGCAACCCUGACUGGACAUGCUGUAAUUGCAAUGGGUCCUGCCUACUCGGUAUGUCAUAAAACAUUUUGUCUUCAUCGUUAGAUGUGUCAUUGUUAUCUUUGUUUAUUGUAAACAUUUUUGGUCUGUGAAAUACAAUAUAGGGUGUGUUCCUUUCGGCGAAUCCAAAAACGGAUUUUUGAUCCUAGAUUUGCCAGAUUUCGCAGUCGAAAGGAACGUGAAAACCGAAAUUGGCUUUGUAACCUUGGUAACCUUUCGCCAACGCGUGCAAUAUGCACGACAGCCUCUCAAAAAAUGACGUGUUUUCUACUGCUUGACAAAUUAUACGAUUAUACCGUGCAGAAUUUAGUGGUCGGCAGUUCGAAUAGCGACGAUGGAACAUAUAAAACAGACAAAGAAAGAAGCGCAUUAAAAUUGAAAAUUAUCCAAAGAAUGUCGGCCAGUUUGAUCCAGUUCCAUAGCUCGGAUUUUUUUAUGUAACACGAUCGAGUGCCUGUCGCGUCUACAAGCGAGUUUGUAGUUAGAUAGCAGUUCAUUUGGAACAUUACUUUUACUUAUUUCUGAUUUCAAGGAAUCUUUGGAGACAAAUGGUUAGUAUAUGGAUAUUUUAAUGUACCAGGAACAAUCUUCUAAUGUUUUCAGAUGUUUUGCGGCAAAUGACAGCAACGAGGAAACUCUACGGCCUCUAUGGGAAUACUUCAACUGGAAAUACCGCUGGAUCAUCUGACUAAUUUCGGAUCCACUGUGAAUGGAACAGCGUAGAUCACUAAUCCGUUAAUCUGGAUUUGGAUUCUUCGGAUUUCAAAUCCAAUGAAUCCUUUUUCAAAAACGAUUCACCAGAUCAAAAAUCCGGAUUUGGAUUUGCCGAAAGGAACGCGAAAUCCGCUCUUAGAUCUAAAAUCCGUUUUUGGAUUCACCGAAAGGAACACACCCAUAAUGUGGGACUUACCAUAUGUUAAAUUAAAGGUUUGGGUUUUGGUCUGACCUAGAAUCAAACCUGGGCAGGACAGGAAGGUACAUCACAAAGAGUUUUUUUUGGUGGUUUGAAAUUAACAGGGCUUAUAGAAUUGGUCAGGGAAAAAAAGUCAAAAUUAAUUUUGAGGGAUUGUGUGGGACAGAUCUCUGGAAAAAAUCGGCCGAUUUUGCAGGAUCUUCAGGGCAAACUUCACCUAAAAGCAACGGGUUAAAAAUGGCUGGUUUUGUGGGAAUUUUCGGGCAAAUUUCCCUAGAAAUCAGUCGGAUUUGCGCUGAUCAGACCGAUGUUUUUCACGUUUUCUUAACGGAUGUCAUCAUCUGCUCUUUCAACAACAACACACAGUUCCAGAAAUGAACCAAUGGCAAAGUUAAAUGGCAAAGCCUUUAACAUCAAGGCUAGUGCCAUGCAGUUUUUUGCAACAUAAUCUACGCCGGUAGAUUUGGGACAUUGUUUGCUCGUUUCAGUGACAAAGUUUCAAUAUAAAUUUGCAAGUUUACAGCAAGUAAACAUGCAAGUAAAGUUUCAAAAUAUGUUGUACAAAUAUGUAUUUGAUAAGAUUACUGGCGAAUUUUGUGGUAUUUUGCGUGUUUUGUGAGUUUUUGUGGAUUUUGUGGAAUUACCUGAAUUUCACGACUCUGCGACCUCACGAAAUAUCAGAAGCCCUGAAUUCACAAUGUCUGUCUAAUCAAUUUUUAUGAAUUUUCCAAUCUAUUAAAUUACUUAAAAUGAUAGUUUUGUUCACCUGGCCUUGUUUACAUUAUAAUCAAACUACGUUUCUUGUUAUUCUCCAUUUAACUACUUUGAGUCAUAACUCUAACUUACUUUCUUAUUUAUAAUGCACAUCUGCUUCCCUGAAACCAUACAUGUAAUAACGUUAUUAAAUAAAGCAUCCUUUUCUUUGUUUAAUAGAUUGUUAUUGACAACGGGCCUGCGGCUAAAAUGAAAUUUAGUCCGAAGAUCCAGGAAGGUACGUUGGGACCUUGAAAAUUGAUAAAAAUUAUUUUUGUCUUAACAUCUCAGGGCUUUAAAUUUAGCACCAUUAAGUUGAGCCGUCCCCACUGCCAAAUGCGCUUAUGCUGCAGAUGAUGACUUUUCAAUAAAUUGCAAUGCAAAUUACCAAGCUGAAUAUCAUUCUGAGUCUAGUUUACAACUCACACUGGCUUUGAAAAAUACCUGGAUCAUCAACCCUUGUAACUGAGCAGGUUUUGUUGAUGCCUGGCUCAAAGUGCCUGGCAGGGAACCAGAGUGGUCAUGACAUAAUCCUCUUAAAAACUUUUUGCCCCCUUUUCAGACAAAAAGAAAAUCAAUAAAAAAUUAUUUAAUUGGUGUUUGUUAUAUUAGAAAGCUUGUUAGUUCUCAUCAAAAAUUUGAUCUAGUUCUUGAAAUGUACUGAAUUUUACCUUGAAAAUGUUGAUGUAUUUGUUUGUUAGCUGGUCAUGACAUGGGUGACCCCUUUGAGGUAUCAACACUCCGCAGAGAGGUAAUUAUAUAUUACUUAACAAUCAUGUAUAUGCUAAUAACAUGCCAUAUAUUUUUUCUGCUACAGGAAACCAUAAUUUUAAAUAUGGUCAACUUUUACCUCUCGUACCUCUUGCUAUGACAAACAUCUCACUUAAAAUACUAACAGCAUCGAAAUCUCUGGCAAAAAUUAUAGACGUUUCAAACUCCCAUAGCCUGUGCCAGGCUCUCGGUGAUUGCAGACGAGUGAAUGUAUGCAUCUUUUUAAAUUAUAGCCUCAAACCGCCCUCUCUCCUGCCCACUUCCUAAAACAACUGUUUUUUUUCUUGUCAAAAUGUCACAACGUUAAAAGGUGAGGUGUUAAGGUGGCUCCUCUAGAUUUUUAAGGGGGAUACCUCCCAAGUUUGAGCAUUAAGUACGUCGGCAUGAGUAAAAAUAUGGGGAAAAGGUUACCACAUCUGUAUUAUUAUAAUAUAUAGAUUUAGCCAGGGCUAAAAGCGAAGCUCUCGAUAAUAUUUAUAGUUUGUUCAAACAAAAUAUAAAAUCAUGUAAUGCUAAGCGGCAAAGGCAACGCCGGAGGAUGGUGAAAAACAACAAUAGGUCUAAUUUGAUCAUUUUUGAUUAUUUAUUUGCCGUUGUUUUGCCCGACUACAACGUGAAACUUCCAGAAACUUCUUAGUUACAUUUUUAUGGAGGAAAUGUUGUACGUGUUCUUGUUCACUUUUUUUUCACUGCCGCUCAUUUUCACCUUGCAUUGGUGGCCACUAGCAUUUCCCAUUUUGUCACCGCGGCUACAAAAUUUUCAUGUUGUUUUUCCAACAAAAAAUGUCUUCUUUGAUUAUUUAUCUGUCACUCUAGACCUCUGUCGCCCUUUUUCUCGUUAAGCUUUGGUGGCCUGCAGCCUACUUUCUCUUUUUCUCUGUCUUUCUCCUGCUCUAUAUUCCAACUUUGUAGACGACAUUAUUAAAAUUUAAGACUACACGGAUACAGAAAUAAUUUCCUCUUUCCGUUUUCGUCUUUAUUGACUCUUGAGUUGUCUCUUCUUUACAAGACGCCGGUGGCUAUGCGAUUUCCUGCCAAAAUAACCUCGAGUUGUAUUUGGGUUGCCAUACCUGUUGAUUGAGUUAUUUUACAUUGGUAUGCCUGUGGUGUGGAUGGACGGUCGCUCAGGCGGUCGGUCGGUGUAUGGUCAUGUGAUCACCAAAUUUUCUUGGAUGGGUAGAUUACUUCAUUUUCUCACCCAUGGUGCUCCGCUAUAAAGAUGAAAAUUUCUUUUGAUCUGGGUUUUAUUGCAAUCAGAGUCGCCAUGGCAACGUAUACGACGCCAUGACAUUUUUUAUUUAUCUUUGUGUUUCUCUGUACCAGGAGUUUUUUUAUUUAAGAAAUUGCUUAAGGGAGUAUGUGCCUGCCAUAAUUGCCUCAAUUAUGGCAAAGUUUGAACAAAUUCUGUGAGAGCACUUUUGAAAUAUUUUGAAAUGAAGUUUUGAGAAUAAUAAAAAUAGAGAAAUACCAUGCUAUCCACACAACCAGGGAAUAUUUUAAGAAAAUGAUAAGCUUUGGAAAUGCGGCUUCAUCUCAUAGUGGUUUGAUUCUAUUGAAAACUGCAUACAAAUUUAUGCAAAUUUAUUUUUUUGGCUAGUUGUGCAUGUGCAUAAAUUAUGAGACUUGAAAACAAUGCCAUUGAAUAAUGAGGACGCUCACUAUUGAAAACACAAAAUCUGGUGGGAAAAUUGGUUGUAUUUGAGGCCCUAUUUAAAAGCCUUCCUUGUUUUCAAUGUUCUUGAAACUUGCAGGGUAUUUGUAUCACAUGGUUUUUUGAAAAAUGCGAAAUUUGUAGGCAUGGACCAAAUUACAUUCAAAAACUGCAACAAAAGCAGCUGAAUACAAGUUGGUAAAAUUCUUCUUACUCGCAAUCGCCCACAGCAAUUCCCCUCUUUUUUCUUUUUUCAUUGGAAUCAAACCACUAUGAGAUGAUGCUGCAUUUCCAAAGCUUAUCAUUUUCUUAAAAUGUUACCUAAUUGUGUGGACAGCAUACUAUUUCACUAUUUUUAUGAUUCUUUUAAAAAAACUUCAUUUUAAAAUAUUUUGAAAAUGGUCACAUAGAAUUUGUUCAAACUUUGCCAUGAUUGAGGCAAUUAUGGCAGAUUCAUACUCCCUUAAGCGAUUUCUUUAAAAAACGCCUGGUACAGUAACAGAGAAACUCAAAGAUAAGUAAAAAACGUUAUGGCAUCGUUAUGUUGCCAUGGCGACUCCAAUUGCAAUAAAACCCAGAUUAUAAGAAAUUGUCAUCUUUAUAUAAUACAGUUUUGAUAACCUUUUUCCCAUAUCUUUACUCAUGCUGAUAAAGUUAAUGCUCAAACUUGGGAGGUAUCCCCCCAAAAACAUCCAGUCAAGCCACCUUAAGGAGGGUUUCACGUGCUCAACAUGUUUUUUAGACUCUUGUGUAAUAUAAAGUGUAACCCAAUCAUAGGGCAUACCAGGAGUUGGUAUACUUGAAUGAGGUAUUGAAAACAAUGUUUGCAGGCUCCACUUUUCCAUCUCUCCCCAGCCCCCACAGUUCUCAAUCCCCUAUCCUUGGAGCCUGCUGGAACAGGCAUUACGAACUUACAAACAGGUGUUUUGGUCUAAUGUUGUACAGCAAAACCCCGUUAAUGGACACUGAGUUUGUCAUAGAAGUGUCUGCAUUAAGCGAGUUGAAUUUACAGAAAAUGUCAAAGGACUGUCUUCCCUAGGGACUAAACAAACUGUCCUUAAUAAUGAGGUGUCCGUAUAAGGUGGGUGUCCAUAAAGUGGGGGUUUGACUGUUAUAAUAAAAAAAAUUCUAAUGAACCUGUAAAGCUUGUCAUCUUUGAUCAUUUAGACAGCAGCAGCAUUGUCACAUCUGCUUUCCUCAUUCUGCUUGAUGAGCAAUUGAAAUAAUUAAUUUUGUUGACCAUUUUUUUAGGACUAUGAGUUUACAAAUGCCAAGUCAGAAUAUGCAGAUGUGUUGCAGUGUAACAAUAAACCAUCCAGUCAGACUCCACGUGGGCAUCAGUUUCCUGCCGCCUUCCUUAUAAGAGCAUCUGGAUUGGACAAGGUUAUUAAAGCAUUUUAACUGUACUUGAUGAAUAGUGUAAUAAUGGAGUGCCAAAUGAAAGUGUUUCAGGCUACUUUGCAAGACAUGCUGACCCUCCAAGGGCUAGUUAGCCUCCCAUGCAGACUUGUUUGGGGCUCUGUCACACAUUUUUAAAAUUCCUGAGGCCCAAAGAAAGUCUGGGGUGGGGUGAGGGUAUGGAUAUUUUCAGCUACCACACAGUCAAAUAAGCACCUUAACUCAAGUUAGUGCCCCCUUGAUCCUGGGUGCUAAAAGGAGCUUGCUGUUUAAUGUUUUUUUUACUUUCCUAAAUUGUGGCAGAGGGUGGAAAGACAACUUUAAGCUUAGCUUACUACCGUGUUGAUGGGGUUUUAGAGGCAAAGAAAACCCCACUGUCCUACAUACAGGUAAUGUUUUACAUGCCCGGAAUGUCAUUCACCAUAAUUAAUGAAAACAAGAUUUAAAGUCCCCUGAGUAUAAUGUGUUUCUGGGGGAAAUCUCCCCCCUCCCCCUUCCCCCAACCCCAAAGAAGGCCUGCUACUUAGGCUAAAUUUACAGCUGUAAGCUGCUUCACCUUGCAAACAAUCUUAGAAAAAUAGGCCAGAGGGACAGUAGCCAUAACUGAAAUAUGAAAUAUUUAAUUUAUCAUUUGUAGCAUGGUAUUGACUCCACCAAACCCAUUCGCUACUCCCAUUUUGACAUUGCUGGAUCAAGUGGUGGUUUUCCUUUCGUCCCAACUGGAGCUCCAGUGGUUGCCAUGGUUUCGCACUUCUUGAAAGACCAUUGCUAAACAAAGGGUCCUUUGAAGUAACUGAAUUCACUUUAAAAUAAUUAUUAAAGAGGCCACUGGGUACUAUAAAAAGCUUUUUGCAGCUGUAGGUGUUUCUUCUUCUUUUUUUUGGUAAUAAAGGCAAGGAGUUUCGUCAGAUUACACGUAAGGGUAGUUUUGUUAAGAUUACAUUGAUAUUCAGAGAGUAGAUGAAUAAGAUGGGCUAACUUUUUAUAAUAGGUAUUUUCUGUCGAAUUGAAUAGAUUAUUUAUGACAAUGACACAAAAAUUUUGCACUUAAGAAAAGAACAAUGAAAAAGGUGUAAUAAAAAUUAUAUAGGUGACAGGAGUUUGGUAAUAAUUGUAGAACAUUUUUUUGAUUAUUCUUUCUAUUAAUAAACAGGGCUUGGCUCCUAAAUAAUGCUUCCAUGAGCUUUUGCAGAUUAAGUACAGGUCACAAGACUGAACAAAAUAAUAAGGUGUACUAUAGGUAUGUUUAUUGUUAUUGUGAGCAAUUCUACAUUGUAUGACUGUAGUCAAGUGGCAA